CCCAGUUUCUCAUGGGACGCUCCUCACCUCCCCGCCAAGUUCUCCGAACUCCCCCAACACCUGCCUCGCUCCUAUCGGACCUUCUACACCCUCAUGGACACGUUCGCUCUCCUACGGCUCCUGUGGUUCUUCUACGCCACCCCAGUCCUGGCCGGUUACCCCAUAUGGUGGUCUCUGGCUCUAGGGCAACAAUACAGCUCCCUCGCCUCACAGCCCAUCCUCUGCGGAUCCAUCCCGGGACUGGUACCAAAACAAAUGCGAUUCUGUAGAAACUACAUCGAGAUAAUGCCCAGCGUGGCAGAGGGAGUCAAGCUAGGAAUUCAGGAGUGUCAACAUCAAUUUCGGGGAAGAAGAUGGAACUGCACCACCAUCCACGACAGCCUGGCCAUCUUCGGACCAGUCCUGGACAAAGCCACGCGAGAAUCCGCUUUCGUCCACGCCAUCGCGGCCGCCGGAGUGGCCUUUGCGGUGACCCGUUCCUGCGCCGAGGGCAGCUCCACCAUCUGCGGCUGCGAUUCCCAUCACAAAGGGUCCCCGGGGGACGGGUGGAAGUGGGGAGGCUGCAGCGAAGAUGCCGACUUCGGGGUCCUGGUAUCACGUGAAUUCGCAGACGCCAGAGAGAAUCGACCGGACGCCAGAUCGGCUAUGAACAGGCACAACAACGAGGCGGGCAGAGCGACCAUCUUGGACCACAUGCAUCUGAAGUGUAAGUGCCACGGUCUUUCCGGGAGCUGCGAAGUAAAGACCUGCUGGUGGUCGCAGCCCGACUUCCGAGCCAUCGGAGACCACUUGAAGGAUAAGUACGACAGCGCGUCUGAGAUGUCGGUGGAGAAGCACAGGGAAUCGCGAGGCUGGGUAGAAACCCUCAGAGCCAAGUACUCCUUAUUCAAACCUCCCACCGAGAGGGAUCUGGUCUACUACGAGAAGUCGCCCAACUUCUGCGAACCCAACCCGGAGACCGGUUCCUUCGGAACUCGCGGGCGGUCGUGCAACGUGACCUCUCACGGGAUCGACGGCUGUGACCUUCUGUGUUGCGGAAGAGGCCACAACACUCGGACGGAGAAACGCAAGGAGAAGUGCCACUGUAUUUUCCAUUGGUGUUGCUACGUGAGCUGCCAGGAAUGCGUGCGUAUUUACGACGUCCACACCUGCAAAUAAUGGCCGAGUACCAAAGCUAAGAUAACCUAACGCAUGUAGGUAGUGGGGGUCUCCCCCCCCGGUCACUAGACACCCAUCACGAGCCCCAUCAUGAUAUACUUAUCAUAUAUCUCGCUUCUACAGACGUCCGAACUAUCAUCGUUCUGAUUGGUGUCAGAUAUCUUCUAUUAUCCAUCCAAAGCUUUUCCAACCGCUCAGAAUUUUAUAUUUUAUAGAUUUUUUUUUUAUAAAUGUUAUUUAUUAUUCAAAUGUAUAUAUAUAUAUAUCGUGUAUACUUUACUAAGAUUAUAAUAUAAAUAUAUUAUAAAUAUAUAUUUGGGGGAAAAAAAAGCACAUUUUGGUCUCCUCACAUUUUUUUUUGGUCUUUUUACAUAUUGUGUGGGAUUUCGGGUCAAAUAGAAACAUAGGAUUUGACGGCAGAUAAGAACCA
Molecule: messenger RNA, 1588 nt
Organism: Spea bombifrons (plains spadefoot toad)
Lineage: Eukaryota; Metazoa; Chordata; Amphibia; Anura; Pelobatidae
Gene: WNT3
Product: Wnt family member 3
Exons: 4
Coding region: 94-1158 (354 amino acids)
Biological process (GO): canonical Wnt signaling pathway; multicellular organism development; neuron differentiation
Cellular component (GO): extracellular region
Molecular function (GO): cytokine activity; frizzled binding
Source: RefSeq, a predicted model, not a curated record